This is a messenger RNA of Spinacia oleracea (spinach), 1952 nucleotides long. Its product is annotated as serine--tRNA ligase, chloroplastic/mitochondrial. The coding region runs from base 100 to 1665 and encodes 521 amino acids. NCBI's taxonomy places the organism in Eukaryota, Viridiplantae, Streptophyta, Magnoliopsida, Caryophyllales, Amaranthaceae. The record is from RefSeq and is a predicted model, not a curated record. Gene Ontology annotation, biological process: seryl-tRNA aminoacylation. The transcript is spliced from 11 exons. Gene Ontology annotation, molecular function: serine-tRNA ligase activity; ATP binding.
GAUUAGCCAUUAGAACAAUAGAACCCCCUUAUCUAUUCCCUCAAAACAGUCAAAACCUCUGUCAUCUCCAUCUUCCUCAUCCAUCUUCAACUAUCAACAAUGGGGUUCCCGCAAUAUUUAGGAGGAGCAACCUUCCACACCUUAAGAAUGGCGGCUAUUCCAUCUCCUUCCCUUUUCAGACCCCUUUUAACCACCCCAUCUCUUAACCUUCUUCUCCUUCCUCGCCCCACUAAACCCCCCCACCUCCGAUUUCCUUCACUCCUCCGCCCUUUUUCUCUCUCCACCGCCACCGCCUCCGCCAACCAAGAAGCUCCCAUCACUGCCCCGUCUGACACUGGUUUGAAGAAUCAGUGGAAAGCAGCAAUUGAUUUCAAGUUUAUUCGGGAUAAUAAAGAUGCGGUUGCUGCUAAUAUAAAGAAUAGGAAUUCUACUGCUAAUUUGGAGUUGGUUCUUGAGCUUUAUGAAAAAAUGCUUUCUCUUCAGAAGGAGGUUGAGCAACUUCGUGGGGAAAGAAAUGCGGUGGCAAACAAGAUGAAAGGAAAACUCGAACCAUCUGAGCGCCAGAAACUGAUAGAAGAAGGUAAGAACUUGAAGGAAAAACUUGCCACCCUGGAGGAAGACCUCCUCAGAUUAACAGACGAGCUUCAGCAGGAAGCACAGUGUAUUCCAAACAUGACUCAUCCAGAUGUGCCGAUAGGAGACGAAGAUUGCUCAAUAUUGAGAAAGAUGGUGGGCAGGCCACAUGGAUUUGGCUACACUGUCAAGGAUCACCUUGAACUUGGCAAAGAGCUUGAUCUUUUUGAUUUUGAUGCUGCGGCUGAGGUCAGUGGCUCCAAAUUUUACUACCUGAAAAAUGAAGCAGUCAUGCUAGAAAUGGCCCUUGUCAACUGGACUCUUUCCGAGGUCAUGAAGAGAGGUUUUACCCCUUUGACAACCCCAGAAAUUGUAAGGGCUUCUGUCGUUGAAAAAUGUGGGUUUCAACCUCGCGCAGAGAAUACACAGGUUUAUAAUAUUGCAGGUUCUGAUCAGUGCCUCAUAGGCACUGCUGAAAUACCAUUAGGGGCACUUCAUAUGGAUUCAAUUCUUUCUGAAUCAUCAUUACCUCUGAAGUAUGUUGCUUAUUCGCAUUGCUUCCGGACUGAAGCAGGGGCUGCUGGUGCAGCAACGAGAGGUCUUUACCGAGUGCAUCAGUUUAGCAAGGUUGAGAUGUUUGUCCUGUGUAAACCGGAGGACAGUGAUUCAUAUCUUGAAGAGCUUAUAGGAAUUGAAGAAGACCUCUUCACAGCCCUGGGUUUUCACUUCAAAACCCUGGAUAUGUCAUCUGCAGACCUUGGUGCUCCUGCUUUCCGUAAGUAUGAUGUAGAAGCAUGGAUGCCGGGAUUGGGACGUUAUGGGGAGAUAUCAAGCGCUUCAAAUUGUACAGACUAUCAAAGUCGGCGGUUAGGGAUCCGAUACCGUCCAGAAUUGUCGCCUAUGAAUCAGAAGAAGGCUAAGAAUACUCCAACACAGUUUGUGCACACUUUAAAUGCAACAGCAUGCGCAGUACCACGUAUGAUUAUCUGUUUGCUGGAAAAUUACCAACAAGAGGACGGCUCUGUUAUCAUCCCCGAGCCACUAAGGCCCUUCAUGGGUGGGAUUGAGAGUAUCACCUACAAAUCCAGAUAGGAAUAUUUCUUGGUUUUAUGCGGGAUCGAAAAAGAGGUCAGUGGACGUAUCAGACGAAGAUCGUAUUUAUCACGCUACGGCUACAACACGUCUGUAGACCCCCUCGUCGAAAAAGGCUGUAAAUCACAACUAUAUGAAAAAGGGUAUACAAAAUGUGAAAUGAUGUUUUUAUUUGAUUCGAUUGUAAUGUGUUUGUUCGAUUCAAAUUUUUUUGUAGAUACUGUAUGACUUUUUAUAAAUGAAUUAAUUGAUUAUUUAAAAAAAAAAAAGGAACUUAAUUAAGUCAA